This is a messenger RNA of Magnolia sinica, 1346 nucleotides long. RefSeq names its product proteasome subunit alpha type-5. Bases 362 to 1075 code for a protein of 237 amino acids. The transcript has 9 exons. Gene Ontology annotation, biological process: proteasome-mediated ubiquitin-dependent protein catabolic process. Lineage: Eukaryota; Viridiplantae; Streptophyta; Magnoliopsida; Magnoliales; Magnoliaceae. The record is from RefSeq and is a predicted model, not a curated record. Gene Ontology annotation, cellular component: proteasome core complex, alpha-subunit complex; proteasome core complex; nucleus.
UUCCGACUACAGGAACUUCAUGUGGCCGGGGGCACAAGCAAUACGGGUGUAGAAGAUUUCGGUGGGGACUGUUGUUUUUCUUUCUUGACCAAAGUAACCUCGAUCAUUGACUCUUAUUACUGCCUCACCCAGCACUGCCUUGCUAAGCAAGCAGCACGUCUCCAACGCACAAGCAUUGCUCCCACACUCCGUCUAAAACCAUCUAAAAACCCUAAAAUUCCCUUCCCCUCUUCCUUUCGAUUUCUGUAAUUCUACUAUCAGAUCACUCGUCCAUCUGCAUUCUUCCCUUAUUUUUUCUAGGGUUUCUGGCAUCGUCUCCGUUUCAGAUCGGAUCUGGGGUUUUCAAAAACCGUAAUUCAACAUGUUUCUCACCAGGACUGAGUAUGAUAGAGGAGUCAAUACCUUCUCCCCGGAAGGUCGAUUGUUCCAGGUUGAAUAUGCAAUCGAGGCAAUCAAGUUGGGGUCAACUGCGAUUGGGUUGAAGACGAAAGAGGGCGUUGUUCUAGCUGUAGAGAAGCGCAUCACUUCGCCAUUGCUGGAACCAAGCAGUGUGGAGAAAAUUAUGGAGAUUGAUGAGCAUAUAGGAUGUGCAAUGAGUGGGUUGAUUGCUGAUGCUCGCACUCUUGUUGAGCACGCACGUGUUGAAACUCAGAAUCAUAGGUUUUCAUAUGGUGAACCAAUGACUGUUGAGUCCACCACACAAGCCCUAUGUGAUCUUGCUCUCCGAUUUGGGGAAGGCGAUGAAGAAUCCAUGUCUCGACCUUUUGGAGUCUCGCUUCUAAUCGCUGGUCAUGAUGAGAAUGGGCCUAGUUUAUACUACACGGACCCAUCUGGUACCUUCUGGCAAUGCAAUGCAAAGGCAAUAGGUUCGGGCUCCGAAGGUGCUGACAGCUCAUUGCAGGAGCAAUACAACAAGGACAUCACCCUUCAAGAAGCUGAAACAAUAGCACUUUCCAUCCUGAAGCAAGUGAUGGAGGAAAAAGUAACUCCAAACAAUGUUGAUAUUGCGAGGGUGGCUCCAACGUACCAUCUGUACUCCCCUGCUGAGGUGGAGGCUGUCAUCAGUCGCCUAUGAGAAGAUUAUAUAACCCAUUCCUCUGCCGAUUUGCCAUUCCUAUUUUCUUUCCCAUUCCACCUUCGUAAACAUUUUCGGUAGCAAUCUGUUGGGAAAAUGUAGGUUUUUUCCUCUUUUAUUUCAAGUCUAAUCAGGAAACUUUCAAUUCUUCUUUAUGAGUGAACUUAUCAUUUCAUUUGACUUUUCAUGCCCUUGGAUCUUAUAGCCUAUUACAUUUUGGGCAGUCUCCCUUCAUGCUAUUUCAGACGCUGCUCUUGGAUGGCUGUUUUUA